Messenger RNA from Chaetomium strumarium, 1014 nucleotides. RefSeq lists its product as uncharacterized. The record is from RefSeq and is a predicted model, not a curated record. The transcript has a single exon. The coding region runs from base 213 to 653 and encodes 146 amino acids. Lineage: Eukaryota; Fungi; Ascomycota; Sordariomycetes; Sordariales; Chaetomiaceae.
GUAUACUCUACUUCAAAACUUUCGAGGAUCCUCUAACAUCGAACCUCCUCCUAGCACUAAGAUCUGAACUGAUGUUUCUCACAAACCCCUAGUCCUCGGAGUUGUCCGCCAGAUCACCUGCUGAUGAGCUGAUCCGGUGACCCUGUAAUCUCGUGUCCCCUAAAGGAAAGAUAAACCACGCAACUUCAUCUUUAACGCCUGAAAUCGCCAUCAUGAACUGGACCGAGGGUGCCCUCUAUCGACACAAACGCGGCCGGCUGAGGAAAGUAAAUCCGGACCGUCAACGCCAGAAGGAGUACUUCGCUCGUGCCCGUGCCCGCAACGCGGAGCAAAAGGCUGCAGUAGAGAACGGCCCGCCUCCGAUCUCGUAUCUUCAAAACAGCUCCCCUUUGUCUCGGCGCUCCCAGACCUCAAAUAGGUCUGCGUCUUCUGCCGGCCGCCAUGCCUCCCGACCACCAAGCCGACGGACUGCCGAGCCGGACAGGAAGUGGUGCAAGGUCACAGCCAGCACUCCUCACGACACCCCGCUGCCAACCAUCAGCCGCUUUCUGCAGGAAUAUUCCGGCGCCGUAGAGUCCGCUGCCUCACCUAUUCAAUAUGACGAGGAGGCACUGGAGCGAAUGAGGCAGAAGCUGCUCGCGAAGAAGGACUAGGGAACCAUUCGCCAGCCUCUACCAAGUUCUCCCAGGAAGCGCUCAGCUACUAGAUCGCAUAUUCAGAGCCCAACUGCAAGUCCGCAAGGGAUCAGGAAAAGGCGGUCUCAUCUACUCAACGACAGACACCAGGCCCUGAGACGUGAGAAGCAACACACAUAUUUCCUGGACCGUCAUGACGUGACGGUUCGAAUUGGGAGCCAGGAGAAGCGCCCGGGAGAAAGCUCCAGCGUGACGAGGUCGCGAGCCACCAUUUCGGUCCGCAAUUCGCCGCAGCGAGAACCCGGAAGGCUAGUCAGGCAACCGGUGUCAGGAACCACAAAUGGCACGAUUUCCACAACUCCCGUUGCGUCGACUCUUG